CGGCCACAUAAUGCUUGCAGCCUGCAGUGCAUAUCCGCAAAAUGCGGGCAGGACAAUAAACUACGGGCGCUAUCCCAAAGCGAUUAGCUACCGCAUCUGAUCUGCACACCCGCCGCACCUAAGAUACCAUGGAAGCUACCAACCUUGGGCCAAUAUGACCAUCAGCUCACAGGAAGCGGCGUAUCUCCGCAACAAAGCGCAGGAUCAUUUUCUCGGUUUCCCAGGUCCCCACAUAGAUGAUCUGUGCGUCUUGACCAUUUGUGCCAUUUUGGCAAUCUGCACCGUCAACUGCUUGUCUACAUUCACCAUCGAGAUACUCAUGCAGACGAAGGCGUAUUUAGCCGCAUGACAGCCUUGUAUUCCAACGCUUCAUCAGCCUCGUUGCCUUCUCAAUCGCACAAAGAGUCGAAUCGUCGCGUCCCUCGUCCUCUCAUCCAUCCUGUCAUUACCGAUACCAUGGAAUCUCGCAUGUCGUUCGAACAGAAGAAGUCUCCCGAGACGUUGCAGCUUCGGGAGUCGCAUGGCUCGGGUCAGCCCGAUCAGUCAGCUCAGUCAACAACCGAACAGAAUCCAAAGCCGCUCGCGGGAGCAAAGCUCUUCUCCGUCCUACUAGCCAUCAUUCUUUCCGUCUUUCUCACUUCUCUCGACUCCACGAUCGUUGCCACCGCCAUCCCACGCAUCACCGAGGAAUUCGGAUCUUUAGACCAAAUCGGCUGGUACGGCGCCUCCUUCUACAUUACCCUUUCGUCUUUCCAGGUAGUCUGGGGCAAGGGUUACAAAUACUUCCCGCUAAAGUCGACCUUCCUGGUAGCCAACGUGGUCUUUGAGCUGGGCAAUCUUAUCUCUGGAGUCGCGAAAAGCAGCACCGUCCUCAUUGUAGGUCGCGCCAUUGCAGGUGCGGGGGGAGCUGGAAUCACCUCGGGAGCAUGGACCAUACUGGCCUUUUCACUUCCUCCUGAGAAGGUAGCACGCAUGGCCGGUGUGCUGGGGGCUACCUACGGCAGUGCGGCAGUCAUUGGACCUCUGCUGGGUGGUGCCUUCACAGACUACGUCUCGUGGCGGUGGUGUUUCUACAUCAACCUCCCAAUCGGCGGGCUGAGCAUAUUCAUCAUCGCCUUCCUGUUCAAGACACCGACUGCUGCUACACCUUCGCCUACUCCGUUACUCCAGAAGAUCCUCGCCCUGGAUUUCAAUGGCAUGUUACUUUCCGUGGCAGCUUUGUGUUGUUUCACACUUGCGCUUCAAUGGGGUGGUGUCGCAAAGCCUUGGAGCGACGGAAGUGUCAUUGGAAGCCUAGUCGCAUUCGCUGUCCUCCUCGGCCUCUUCAUACUCAACGAAUGGUGGAUGGGCGAGCGCUCUCUCCUGGUUCCUCGGUUGAUCAAGAAAAAAACACUGGCCCUAUUGUGCAGCUUUGUGGUGUUUAGCGCUGCCAGCUUCUAUAUCGUCCUUUACUACCUCCCGGUCUACUUUCAGUCAGUUGACGGGAUCUCUCCUGCCGAGUCUGGAGUGCGGAACAUCCCCUUCAUCAUCGGAGUCGCACUCUUCAGCAUUAUUUCAGGGUUCAUUGUUGGUGGUACCGGUCACUAUGCUGGACUGCUGUUACUCGGAUCGACAUUGAUAACGAUAGGCGCUGGCCUCAUGCUGAAGCUUGACAUUGGCAGCCCUAGUAGCGCAUGGAUUGGAUACCAGGUGAUCCUCGGCAUAGGGAGUGGCAUGGUCCUCCAGACUCCAAUAGUCGUUUCGCAGGGCAUUGUGGAAAAGACCGACAUGUCUAAUGUCUCUGCUAUUAUGCUCUAUGUUCAGACAGCGACUGGAGCUGUCUUCAUUGCCAUCACGCAGUCGCUCUUCACCAACAGGAUCAUCGAAGAAGCGAAGAAAAGCCUUCCACAAAUUGACAGAGCCAAGCUGAUCCGCACCGGGGCGACAGAGCUACGAAAGGUCUUUUCCGGAGAAGAGCUACAUGCGAUCCUUGAGAUUUAUCUUGACGGCUUGAGAGCUGGAUAUUAUCUCGCCAUCACCUGUGGCUCUGUUGCGGUGCUGCUUGCUUUUGCAAUUCUUCUAUUCGAUAACAGGAAUCUGAAGAGAGAGAGAGAAAGCCAAGAGGUCGCAGAAGAUGAAAAGCCAACGGAGAAUUACUCAGCUUGAGGAAGACAUCGUGUCAUGUUAUCGGGCUCACAGCAGUAGACUAGCAAGUGACAUGGGUAGCACAGACGUAGCAGACUAAUUAAUAUGUGCUAGAAAAAUGAAAUACGCUUGCACCUGCAGGACCAUCUCCUGAUUGGAGUUGUGCGAGCCUUCCAUUUCUAAAUAGGGUGCCUACUGACAUGUUGAAGUCAUC
Molecule: messenger RNA, 2338 nt
Organism: Cucurbitaria berberidis CBS 394.84
Lineage: Eukaryota; Fungi; Ascomycota; Dothideomycetes; Pleosporales; Cucurbitariaceae
Product: MFS general substrate transporter
Exons: 1
Coding region: 346-2145 (599 amino acids)
Biological process (GO): transmembrane transport
Molecular function (GO): transmembrane transporter activity
Source: RefSeq, a predicted model, not a curated record